AGGUGUGGUCUAACGGCCAAAACCGGAACUAUCCGAAGAACAGCGGCCAGUAUCUGCGCAGUCGGUGAGAGAGAAAGACGCGCGCGGAGAGAAGGGUUAAAGACGAGGACUUUUAAUAGCUACAUUUUUGCGUUUUUCUUCAGAGAAACCGGCCCUUGAAUAGGUGCUGAAGUUUCCACAAAAAUGAGUAUGUACGGAUCUCAGACCAGACUGAACCAGAUGGGACGCAGAUCCAACUCGCGUCCCGAUCUGACCAACGCAGGCUUAGGUGCAUACAGGAGUGAUGGGGCAAUGUUCGCUGGAAAUGGACACCAGUCUGAGUUUAAUGAUGGUUACACACAGACCGUGACGCAGUCCUUUUCCAGAAACUCGCAGGGGGGCAGAGUAGGCGCACAGACUAUGUCAUCCAUGCCUCUUCAGCAAAGAGCUCAGAUCCUUUACAAUCAAUGCAUGAACUAUCUGCAGCAAGCCCAACUCAUCCUGGAGAACUUGGGACCAGCGGCUGAAGUGGACAAAAACAUGAUAAGAGCUGUGGAAGCCAUGGACAUGCUCAAUAAAUGUGCUAUGGAUGCAAGUGCUGUCGGUCAAGCUCCUGACAUGAUAAUCAGAGGUCUAGAGGAGUGCCGUGGCUUCCAUGCAGAUAUCCGAAACUCCAUCACAGGCACCACUAUUAGGAGAACCAGCAACACAAUGAACACCAUGAACAGCAUGAACGCCAUGAACACCAUGAACACCAUGAAUACCAUGAACACCAUGAACACCAUGAACACCGCAAACUGGGAGGACCACAGCAAAAUUAUCCAGGAGGCAAUAUCAUGGAUCAACCAGAAAAAGCGCCUCAUCGAGACCUCACCCUUUGGCGAGGAUGCAGAGACCAUCAGCCAACAAAUCCUGAAUCACAACAAGUUUCACAGUUCAAUUCAGAGAAGCAGUGAGGUGGACCGAGCACGAGAUGAGAUGAUGCAGAGCAGGGAUAAGGCUGGACUUAAUUCCCUGGAGCAAGACUGGGACAGUUUACAGAAAAUGUCCCACGCACGUUCGACCCAACUGCGAGAACUGCAGGGCAUCAUAGAGGAGAUCUCCAGGGCCAUCAUGUGGGUCAAUGACAGAGAAGAAGAAGAACUGGUGUUUGACUGGGGAGACAAAAACAUUGAUACCUACAUCCCCCAAAAACAAGAGGAUUACUCAAGACUGAUGAGUGCCCUGGAAGAGAAGGAGAAAGAGCUGAACAAACUGAAGACAAAGGUGGACGGCCUUCUAAAGAACCAACACCCAGCAUCUGAUAAGAUAGAGGCUUAUGUGGACACAUUGCAAACCCAGUGGAGCUGGUUGUUGCAGAUUACCAAAUGCAUUCAUGUUCACCUGAAGGAGAACGCUGCUUACAGCCAGUUCUUCAAGGAGGCCAAUGAGACGUACACCAGACUCCAGAAAGAACACGAGAGCUUCCGUAAGAGAUUCACAUGUGACAAGAACACAUCACUGGACAACCUCAUAGAAAUGCUCAAACAUCUGGAGAAAGAGAAGGAAAGGAUCAUGGAGAGUAAGAGGCAAGUACAGACACUGGUCAGCAAGUCCAAAAACAUUGUGUGUCUGAAACCUCGCAACCCAGAAGAGAAAAGCAGCGGUCCGGUCAUGGUGAAAGCGCUGUGCGACUUUAAACAGGACCAGAAGGGCAUCCUGAAUGGCAACACGGGCAUUCUGAAGGACAACUCCCAGCGCAGUAAGUGGCUUGUGACUGGACCUGGAGGACUGGACAUGCUCAUACCAUCAGUGUGUCUGAUCAUACCACCGCCCAACCCACUGAGCAUCAGCGUGGCCAACAAGAACGAGCAGUACUACGAAGCCAUCAUGUCGCUCUGGAGUCAGCUGUACAUUAACAUUAAAAGCCUGGUUUCCUGGCAGUACUGCAUGAAGGACAUUCAAAAUAUUAACUCCCUCACACUUACCAUGCUCUCCCAAAUGCGUCCCGAGGAGUAUCGUAACAUCAUCAAGAGUCUGGAGAUGCAUUAUCAGGAGUUUACGCGUAACAGUCACGGCUCUGAGAUGUUUGCGGAUGAAGACAAGAGAAUGAUGGAGCAGCAAUACACCGGCGCACAGACAUAUUAUGACCAGUUGGUGAUUCAGCUGCCCAACUACAGGGACAGUGGGAUGGAAAGCCCGGGGAGGGUGGUGAUCAAGUCGCCGACGGGUGAGAAGAAGGGAGUAAAGGAGAAAGAAGGGCAUAAAACGGUAAUAGGCAGUGUGAAGACGGUGGUGACAAACGGGAAGACGACGAUCAGCUCAGGAGGAGGAGGAGGAGCAGGAGUAGGAGGAGGAGCAGGAGGAGGAGCAGGAGUAGGAGGAGGAGCAGGAGUAGGAGGAUUAAACCUUCGAUUCAUGUCAGACCUGAGUGCUCUCCGAUACAGACUGGAGACAGCGGAGUCAGGUCUGAUUCAAGAUCUCCACGUGCCUCUGAAUGAGAAGAGCGUACAGCAAUGCUCACAAAGACUUGUGCGACUCCAGGGUGUGAAUCAUGAUCUGGACACUAUCCGGGACGAAUACCUGCGCCUGAGAGAAAAGAUUUUGAGAGAGCUGGAGGGCAGCACUAACGCUGAGCAAACCCGCUUUCUGCGCACGGAACUGGACCACAUCAACCAGAAACUGGGCAACCUGCAAAGCUUCUCAGCUGCAUAUAUCCAGAGGCUCAAUGCUCUUCAAGCUAUGCUGCAGAGCGUACUGCAGGCCGAGGACAUCAUUAAAGUCCACGAAGCCCGUCUGACAGAGAAGGAAACCUCUGCUCUUGAUCCAAACGAAGUGGAGAAAUACUGUGUGACUCUCAAGAACAUGAAAGCUGAGCUGGAGCAGAAGAAAGGUGUUUUGAAGACUAUGGAGUCUGAGCUGUCCAAGGCUAUCCAGUAUAAUAGUCAGAUCGGCCAGUCUUACCAUCAGUGUGACGUUGACCUGUCCAGAUACACAGAACUGGUCGGACAGAUGACAGACCGGUGGCGUCGAAUUGUGGCCCAGAUUGAUAGCAGGACUUGGGACCUGGAAAAACAGUCGAAACAACUGAAUCACUACAAGCAGACAAGUGGCACGAUAAACAAAUGGAUGGAUGAUACACGUCAGCGUCAAAAUUCCCUCCAGAUUACUAAAUUCAACAAUUUGGAGAAACUAAUGGAGCACCUGAACCAACAAAAAGCGCUGUAUUCUGAGAUAAAAGGAAAGAAAGAAAAAGUGGAUGAUGUGGUUACUGAUGCUGACACAUGUGCUGCCUCCAUCAAGGACUAUGAGCUCCAGCUGGCUUCCUACAGUUCAGGUUUGGAGACGCUCCUUAACAUUCCCAUCAAAAGGACUAUGCUGCAGUCUCCAGCGACUGAACUGAGACAGGAGGCAACAGAGAUGCAUUCACGCUACAUAGAGCUCUUGACACACUCGGCUGACUACUACAAGUUUCUUGGGGAGAUGCUGAAAAACAUGGAGGAAUUAAAGAUGCGCAACACUAAAAUUGAACUUUUGGAGGAGGAGCUGAGGCGCCUGAAGGAUGACCUCAAAGAUCAAACCCAAAAGAACAAGUCAUUGGAGGAUAAUCUGGCACGUUUUCGGCUGGAGCUCAACCAGUCUAAAGAACAAGUAAUAUCUUUGGAGCAGGUGAAGAGAACCCAGGUUAUUCAGGUCAAUGCUACAAAAGACAGCCUGGACAGCACCCAGAACCAGCUAAAGAGCUUACAAGACGAGUUGUCGCGCCUCACAUUUGCUAUUGAAGAGGAGAAACGCAAGCGGAGGCUGGCUGAGGAACGAUAUACCACCCAACAGGAACAGUAUGAUCUCACUAUCCGCAAGAGACAGACGGAACUGGACGAUCUCAACCAGUCGAAAAAUCAAUUUGAAAGGGCCAUCAAAGAUAAAGAGCGGGAGAUCGAAAGGCUUAAAAUGCAGCUGGAGGAUGAAGCCUCUCGUCGCUCUGCAGCAGAGUCCGAGACCUCAAAGGUAAGAUCACAGUUGAGCCAGGAGAUUAGUAAACUAAAGCAAACUUAUGAAUCUGAGAUCAACAUCACCAAGACCAGUGUGCUCAUGACGACACAGCAAAAGGCAGAGGAAUCUGCGAACCUGAAACUCCAGUUGGAUAGACUAAGUUCAGAGAAGAGAGACCUGGAGGAAGAACUUAGAAAGCAGAGGCUCUCUUUCAGUCGCGCAGAAGAAGCAAGGAAAAAAGCAGAACAGGAGGCACUUCAACAGAGGUCUUCAGUAACAGAGACUACCAAGUUGAAAAGGGAUAUGGAGUCGCAGAUUCAGAUCACAAUACGUCAAAAAGAAGAGAUUGAAAUGAGAUACAAGGCAGAACUGACAGAGGCUAACAGAGCUGCUCAGGAUAGGGCCCGUCAGAUUACCUUGUUAACACAGAACUUUGAAGAAGAGUCCAGAAAAAGAAAGGCCCUGGAGGUUGAGAUGCAAAGCCUCAGACAAUCUCAGACAUCCACCACUGAGGUGAUUAACAAACUGAAGAUCUCCGAGCAAGAGUUGCUGGUCAUCAAGCGAGAGCUGGAGAGGCAAACGAACGAGAGGAGCAAGUCGGAACAGAACGCCACCAUACUGCAGAGUCGCAUGAGUGAACUGCAGUCCAAGGUGAAUGUGUUGCAGGCCGAAUUGGACAAAGAGAGGAAGAAUACACAGGAGGAACUUACAAGGAGAAAGCGAAUAGAAACAGAGCUGGAGAAAGUAAAUCAAAUGUGCCGCGAAUACACCACUACCAUCACCACUCUACGGGUCACUCAGGAGAAAGAAAGUGCUUCGGGACGCAAGUAUGACCAGGAGCUUCGUGGUCUAAGAGACGAACUGGACAGAAGUCAGAGGGAGUAUAAGGUUACGGUAGAGAAUUUGACCAGGGUGAAUGCAGAAUUGAAGGCCUUGCAGCAGCAGCUUAUACAAGAACAGGCCCGUGUCCGUGAGGCCACUCAACGCAACGAUUCUCUCUAUAAGACUAUAGAGGAGAAGAGUCGUACGCUAAAUGAGAGCACCAAUGAGAUUGAGAAACUGCAGAGCCUCACUCAGAACCUUACCAAAGAACGUCUGCGGCUAGAGGAAGAGCUAAGGACUCUGCGAAUGGAAAGGGAUGACUUUCAAAGAGGCCUGAGCACCAUCGAAAGCGAAAGUGCAUCACGAUUGUCGGCCAUUCAGUUCCAGUUACAAUCCAGCAAUAACAGGGCACUGGAACUACAAGAACUAAUCAAUGAACUGACUAAAGAGCGAGAAAGUUUAAGGGUGGAAAUUUCUCAAACCCAAAAGCAGUUCUCUGAGACGUCCCUGAUGAUCCAAAGGUCUGAGACUAAGUACAAAGAUAUCAUGCAAGAGAGAGACAGUCUUUUGGCCAAACUGAAACUGCUGGACCAGGACCAAGGAAAGCAGCAGCGAUAUGAAGAUGAGCUCAGACGCAUUAAAGUCUCAUUAGAAUCUGAGACCAAACAGAAGCAACGUCUCCAGGAUGAAAUUGACAGAAUUAACAAAGAGUUCAUGUACUGCAAAAGCCAAUACGAGUUGAAAGAAAGCCAGAUCAGGCAGAGAGAGUCAGAUAGAGACAAAGCAGAGAGAGACAGGGCUUCCCUACUCAGUGAGAUUCAAAGAUUGACUACUGAGCUGAGGAGUGUGGAGGAGCGCUACAAGUGUCGUAUGGAGACCUCAGAGAGGGAAAUUCGGGAGCUUACUCGCAUAAGGCAGUCUUUAGAAAUAGAAUUGCAGAAGUUGCAACAACGUCCAGUCGCAUGCCCUAGAUGUUCACAGACUAAAUCUGAGGGGUUGAAUAUAACAGUGAAAGGUCUCCGUUCCGAGGUCUCGAUUACCGAGCUUGUAAAUUCCAACUUGCUCGAUGAAACAGAUUUGGUUCAAAUUAAACAAGGAACACUAACAAGUACAGAUAUCGAGGACAGGCUCAAAAUGUACCUAGGUGGUUCUUCUUGUAUCGCUGGUAUUUUCGAUGAGGCCAAUAACAGGGUCAUGCCCAUUUACCAGGCCAUGAAAGAUGGUCUACUUCGACGGGGAACCACACUUGAGCUCCUAGAGGCCCAGGCAGCCUCUGGUUUCAUAAUUGAUCCGGUCAACAAUGUUUGCAUGACAGUAGAGGAAGCAUGGAGGAGAGGUCUCGUGGGACAGGAGUUUAAAGACAAACUGCUGUCUGCCGAGCGGGCCGUCACCGGAUACACAGACCCCGCAACUGGAAAAAUCAUCUCACUCUUCCAAGCUAUUGAAAAAGAGGUGAUAGAAAAGGGUCAUGGAAUUCGACUGCUGGAGGCUCAGAUAGCUAGUGGCGGCAUCAUCGAUCCGAAAGGAAGCCAUCGAAUUGACGUGGAAGUGGCUUACCAGAAAGGUUACUUUGACCAUGAAAUGAAUGACAUUUUGUCAUAUGAAGGUGAUGACACCAAAGGGUUUUUUGACCCCAACACUCAUGAAAACCUUACAUAUCUGCAACUAAAAAAGAGAUGCAUCACAGAUCCUAAGACCGGCCUCGUUCUUUUGCCUCUAAAAGACAAGAAAAAGCCGCAGCAAACAACAACAACUCAAAAGAACACGCUUCGCAAGAGAAGAGUGGUCAUUGUAGACCCCGACACAGGGAAAGAGAUGACUGUACGUGAAGCGUAUCAUCGGGAGUUGAUUGACUACGACACUUUCCUGGAACUUUCUGAACAAGAGUGUGAGUGGGAAGAAAUCACCAUCUCGGGAUCUGAUGGCAGCAAGCGUGUAGUUCUUGUUGAUCGCAAGACUGGAUGCCAGUAUGAUGUUCAAGAUUCACUAGACAGGGGCAUUAUUGAUAAACAAAGCUUGGAAAGGUACCGUAAUGGAACUAUGACUCUCACCGAGUUUGCAAGUAUGAUCACCAGUAAAACCAGCAGCUCUGAGCUUGCCAUCUGCUCCAGCAGUCCUGAAGAUGUUGCUACUUGCAGCAGUCCCACCCCAUCUUCUCCAACUGUCCGCAAGCGGUUCGCUAGUGUAUCCAUCACACUCUCACCUCCAUCUGAUAUUUUUGAUGACCAGAGCCCUGUGGGAGCCAUCUUUGAUACAGAGACUCUAGAAAAGAUAACCAUCCCUGAGGCUCAGCGGCGUGGUAUAGUGGACACACUCACUGCUCAAAGGCUCUUGGAAGCUCAAGUUUGUACUGGAGGAAUCAUAAACCCAGCCACUGGCCAGAGACUCUCUGUGAAAGAUGCCAUACAACAAAGCAUCAUUGAUGAUGACAUGGCUUUAAAACUGAAACCAGCACAGAAGGCUUAUGCUGGUUUUGAGGAUGUGAAGGCCAAAAGGAAACUGUCUGCCGCUGAGGCCAUAAAGGAGAAAUGGCUGCCUUAUGAUGCAGGCCAGAGGUUCCUGGAGUUCCAGUAUCUGACAGGAGGACUCAUAGAGCCAGAAACUGGCCGGCGGGUGACCAUCGAAGAAGCCAUCCGAAAAGGAUGGCUUGAUGGUAAAGGUGCACAAAAGCUGCAGGAUACGAGGAACUACAUUAAGAACCUUACUUGUCCUAAAACCAAGCUUAAAAUCUCAUACAAAGAGGCAAUGGAUAACUGCAUGGUGGAGGAGAACAAUGGUAUGAAGAUGCUCCAGGCUACUUCUAUGUCUUCAAAGGGCAUAAGCAGCCCCUACAACGUGUCUUCGAGUCCAAGCUCUCGCCCAGGAUCUAGAGCGGGAUCUAGAACAGGAUCUCGUACUGGCUCACGCAGAGGCAGUGUUGACUACUCCUCUACAGUUAGUUUUAGUUAUAUGACAUCUUAGUUAGACAUUUGUUUGUAAUCCCUAGGCUUAGUAUGUAUAAAGCACGUUUAAGGCACACAUGAAAGAGGUUUUUAUUCAUGAUUUAGGUGUGGGUUUCAGAUACAGAAUAUGAACUGACAUCAGUUAUCAUAAAAAUAUACACUGACUAACAGAUUAGCUUCUAAUCUCUAAACUUAUGAUGAUACAUUUUCUUGGGUGUUUGUUAAGAUGUGUUUUUUAGUUUACUAAUGUGAUGGAUUAAAGUGAUUUUUGAUUAUUUACUCAAUGGGAAUUUAGAUUUUUAUGACAUUUAGCAUAUUGUUUUUACAAAUAUUUUCCAGUUGGUUUAUUUGGUGUAUGACAUCAUUUUCAGACAUUUUAUUUUCCUUUAAACUAAAUCAUCAGCUUGCGUAUUAUCAACAUGUUAUCAUUUAGAAACAUUAAAGCUGAAAUAUGAGUUUGUGUCAGCUUAAUUUGUUUAACCUGAUUGUUUUUAUGCGAGAAUAUAAACAAUAAAGCAUCGUAUUCUAUCAAAAUAUAAA
Messenger RNA from Paramisgurnus dabryanus, 8255 nucleotides. RefSeq names its product desmoplakin a (gene dspa). Gene Ontology annotation, biological process: wound healing; cell-cell adhesion; skin development. Gene Ontology annotation, molecular function: structural molecule activity. Gene Ontology annotation, cellular component: intermediate filament; intercalated disc; cytoplasm. The record is from RefSeq and is a predicted model, not a curated record. Lineage: Eukaryota; Metazoa; Chordata; Actinopteri; Cypriniformes; Cobitidae.